Chondrus crispus (carragheen) is the source of this 1829-nucleotide messenger RNA. RefSeq lists its product as hypothetical. NCBI's taxonomy places the organism in Eukaryota, Rhodophyta, Florideophyceae, Gigartinales, Gigartinaceae. Bases 1 to 951 code for a protein of 316 amino acids. The record is from RefSeq and is a predicted model, not a curated record. The transcript is spliced from 2 exons.
AUGGCGUUUACAACUCAUUGCCUUGUGGCACUUACCGCAUUCUUGCUAAUAUCUGCCAUCGAAGCCCAAACCACGCUUGCCGGGUACACACCUGACUCGGACGUAGAUGAGCACGCCAAGAUUGACCUCGAUCAAAAAGACAUGGAGGAGGAGUUGGAGGAGUUGACUGAUAAAAUCGAUUGGGAUGCCGCACGAAAAAUCUACUCAGAGGGAGAACAUUCCAUGAAAUCUGAAGGAUUACGCACCCUUCAGGGCUUUUCCACUUCCGCCGGCGACAAAAUGAAAAACGAACCCUACUUUGAACUCUUUAAGAAGUUCUGGCGCACGCCUAGAUACGCCGAUGAUUUCAUCACAAAAGCAUUGAAUGGUUUGGGAGAUUUCAGUGGCACGGCAGACAUGCUCCGUGCCGAAUGUGCCAACAAGGGCUCGCAGUAUCAAGCCACUUGGAUGUACGUUAUUCAUGAGAUGGAGGACGCCAUUAAUGACUGUUUCAAGGGCGAUCUUGAAGAUAAUGACAAUGGGGUCAAGGCAUGGGAUGAGGCCUGGGCCUUCUGGGUAGGCAGCCUUAUCAAUGAGGACGGCACUAAUCCUACAGAAGGCGUGCUUGGCUGGUCCUUGGCCGAAAACCUCGCCAAAGACUACGGAACUAAGGAUGGUGACAACGCAAAAGUUAAUGUCAAGAUGUUGGCAUUAUUCAACAGCGGCAAGGAGCAACUUGAAAAAGAAGAUUGCCAGGAUGCGCUGGAGACAAAGAAUAGCAUCGCCAGGCAAAUGACUAUCCCGUUGAUUCAGGGUAUCAUUCGAUACGUGAUUCAGACCAAAGAUAAAGUGGAAAAAGGAGGUGAUUCCGACAAAGAACAAGGGGGGGGGGUGGGCAUUUUCGGCUGCUGCGCUCCCGCUAAUCAACUUUUGCAACAAGGACGUCGGCGAUCUCAUCAGGAAGAACUUUGAGCCACCUGCGGCACCUAUGGACGAUAGCAUUGAAGAUGUCAUGAAAGAGUUGCAGUCAGUUUACAACUGCAUGGGCUUUAAGUGCGAAGAUGUUGGGAAGCAGGACAAAAGAGAAGGCGAGUGCAAGGACAGCGGGGCAGAAUUCAAGGCGAUCCCAGGCUCUGACAAGUCCGCGAGUGGGGAGAGCGGUAAUGGAGGGCUUUCUGGUGGGGCCAUCGCAGCCAUUGUGAUUGUUAUUCUUGUCAUUUUGGUGGUCAUUGGCUUCUUUGUGCUCCGACGCGGCAAAAAGAAGGCCCAGAGACUACCGACAGCUGGGGGGAUGCUUGCAGAAGAAGAAGUUACCGCGUAACUGUUGUUGCCAGGCCUCGCCGCUAGCAUUUGGGAUACAAGAGAGCCCCGUCUCAUGAACUUUUCAGUGUGGGCAUGUGUGAGGCCUCUAGACGUGCUUUUCGGAGUUCGUUUUAAGGGCUGCCGAAUGACCGUCAGCUACGGCAGUGAUGGUGGAGUACUGCAGAUUUGCAGUUCAAAUUGUAAAUAUCUGCUCAACCUUUGCAUUUGACGGGGCUCCAUGGUGGCUCUGUUUUUAUUAAAAUGGUGUCUUUACACGUGCACAUCCCCGUAGCAGAACAUCGUUGCAGCGAGGCCGCGACAAGACGCAUUGGGUUUUCUUCGUGGUACGUGCGCACAUCCAUCUCGCACAUGGCAUAGCUUUGUUGAAAAAUGCUUGUGAACAGCGAAAAUGCAUGCUCUCGUACAUGUACGUGUAAAGUUAGAACACUAGUGUCUAGGUGACAAAUGACCUCAUAUGAGGUCACUUUUCAACUUAUUUUUCUCGACUUGUGCUAGCUCAACAAGAUGGAAAAAAGAUACUCUCGACA